Messenger RNA from Cladocopium goreaui, 420 nucleotides. Lineage: Eukaryota; Dinophyceae; Suessiales; Symbiodiniaceae. The record is from the annotation of a GenBank genome assembly.
AUGCCCAAAGCUUCUGCACGGACUGGCCUACCAGCCAUCUCGUCUGUCCUCAAUGACCCCAGAACCAGCAAGGCUGCCGCAAUGAUGAGGCAUGAGAUUGGGAAGCAGUGUCAGGCGGAAACGAGUCCACAUCCAUGGCGUCUGAGUGGCAGCCCGCGCCGCACCAGACAGAACUACCGGCGAGGAGGUCGCGCUGCCGGCGUUCCCAGUGCUUAUCCCAGCUAUGGCAGCUCGGGGUAUGGCGGCUACAGCUAUGGCUAUGGCGUUCGAGGUGGCUACUCCAAGGAAUCCAUUGAGUCUGGAGGAUCAGUGGAGCGAAAGCAUGCCUCUCAGGACCCCGGGUCACUGACCAACCUUCUCCAGCCCGUUGGUGGAAUCAGAGGGAGAGAUACAUCGAAAUCCAUCGUACAUGUACCGUAG